AUGGCUGCCACUACAGUUGGAAUUCAGCAUAUUAUGAGAGAAGUCAGUCAACUCUAUGAGGCCAUUCAAAGUUCCUCAAAAGCCAGUGGAAACAUUGCAUAUCCAAAAAUAGCAGUGAACAUGCUGAUUUCUGGGUAUCCAAUUGAACUAAUGGAUGGAGAUGCUGCCCAUGUUCCAUCAGUGUGGAUUAAUGCUGUCCUAGAUAAGCUCAUCAAAACACUUGGAGACAAAAAGGUGUUUGUUCUGUCAAUUCUGGGGCUUCAAAGCUCUGGAAAAUCCACACUGCUGAACACUAUGUUUGGCCUUCAGUUUGCUACAAGUGCUGGAAGAUGUACCCGCGGAGCCUUCAUGCAGCUUCUAGAAGUGGACACCAACAUUAGAACUAAACUUGGAUAUGACUUUGUCCUCAUUGUGGACACAGAGGGCCUCAGAUCUCCAGAGCUCAGUACAAAGAUAACACUGAACCAUGACAAUGAGCUUGCCACUUUCAUCAUUGGAAUUGGUGACGUGACUGUAAUCAAUAUCAUGGGGGAGAACCCUUCUGAGAUGCACGACAUUCUUCAGAUUUGUGUGCAGGCCUUCUUGAGAAUGAAACGGGUAACAUUCACACCAAGCUGCAUGUUUGUGCACCAGAAUGUUGCAGAAUCAUCAGCUGGAGAUAAAAACAUUGAGGGAAGGAGACGUCUCUUGGAGAAACUGGAUGAAAUGGCUCAGAUGGCAGCAAAAGAGGAGAAUGUUGAGGGAAUCACUUGUUUCAGUGAUGUUAUACACUUUGACAUUGAUACUCAAGUGUUCUACUUCAAAAAUCUUCUGGAGGGAGACCCUCCCAUGGCUCCAAUUAAUCCUUCUUAUAGCCAGAAUGUUCAGGAGCUGAAGACCAAGCUUCUAACAUUUACAGCAAGGCAAAACAAAUGUAAAUCCCUGUCAGAAUUCAAAUGUCGAGUUUCUGACCUUUGGUCAGCACUCCUGCAAGAGAACUUUGUGUUCAGCUUCAAAAACACAGUUGAAAUGGUGGCAUACAGUUCUUUGGAGCAUAAAUAUGGAGUUUGGUCUUGGGAACUGAGAAAACAUUCCCUGAGCAGUCAAACUAAACUUGAGAAUAAAAUUGGCAGCAACUUGAUUCAGGAAGUGUCCUCAAAAACUCUGACAGAAGAGUUUGACAAAGUCUACAUCCCACUGAAGACUAAAAUAGAAAGGUAUUUCAAAGAAGACAAAAACAAAGAGACCCUCAUAAAGUGGAAGGCUACUAUUGACAUACGCUUCACAAACCUAAGGAAAGAGCUAAUUGAGGGAGUUAUGCAAAAAUGUCAGGAAUUACUUACUGCCCAGCAAAACAGGUCAGAUCUGGACCAGAAGCAAUCCCAAUACAUGGAUCAACUGACCAAGGAGAGUAAAAGGCUGGCAUCUAAACUUAAAACACAGCAUGCGACAGAUGAUAAAAUGAGAGAGGAAUUUGACAUACUCUGGGUUGACUGGACAAGUGAUGUGAUGGAUCGCCAGCCUCCUGAGAAACCACUUAAUAGACAGUUCUGA
Messenger RNA from Sardina pilchardus (European sardine), 1533 nucleotides. RefSeq names its product interferon-induced very large GTPase 1-like. Gene Ontology annotation, molecular function: GTP binding. The transcript is spliced from 2 exons. Bases 1 to 1533 code for a protein of 510 amino acids. NCBI's taxonomy places the organism in Eukaryota, Metazoa, Chordata, Actinopteri, Clupeiformes, Clupeidae. The record is from RefSeq and is a predicted model, not a curated record.